AGGUCAGUGCGUGUUACACUUACAGUACAGAUCACGACUCUCUCGUCGCCUCUUUCGUUUAAUCUCAUCUCAGUUCCCCAAAGACAUCGCCGCCGGCCUCCUGCUCCUAUAGUUUAUCCGACUUCCGACGCGACAUCGACGACCUCCGGCUCCGAGUUCCAGAAUCCAGACUUCCGCAAAAAUGGCUGGAAAUUCAAUCAAAUCAGUUGCAAAAUCCAUUGGAACUGAAUUCCAAUACCCUUGGAGGGAAAAAUUGACAAAAUACAAAGAUGAACUCUCAAAGGGUGUAUGGGGAUAUUGGCAAUUAGGGGCAUGGAAGCCUUUAGGGAUUAGUGCAAGGCGUAGGGCCCGCCUUAGGAAAGAAGUUUUGUUAGCUGGACAAGAUUGGCCCUUUGACCCUGAAAGGAAAGAAAUGAGGACAAAAAGAAAAGGGCAUAAAUGUGAUAGAAUUUCAGCUGAAAAAAGAGCAAAUACAGAGGAAUUAAUGAAGAAAAUGCCACAAAUGCUUGCGGAUUAUAGAAAGAAGAAAUGGGAGAAGAAGAUGAAUGAAGAGGAUGCUGCUGCUAAGAAAGUUUAAGGUUUCAAUUACUUUUUUACUGUUUCUUUUUUAUCUUUUUUUCUAAUUUGAAACUUAAAUGUUCUGUUUUAGGGCAGAUUGAAAAUAAGCACAUUGUUUAAUGGUGAAAAGUUAGUUGUGUUUGAUUUUUGACAUCAAAGGAAGAUGUAGAAUUAUUGUUUUGGUGUUUUGAGUUGUUAUUGUAUUGUGGGUGUUUUGUUCUA
Messenger RNA from Lactuca sativa (garden lettuce), 780 nucleotides. Its product is annotated as tyrosine sulfotransferase-like protein. The record is from RefSeq and is a predicted model, not a curated record. NCBI's taxonomy places the organism in Eukaryota, Viridiplantae, Streptophyta, Magnoliopsida, Asterales, Asteraceae.